ACCGAAACCAUCACACUCUCUUCGUCAGUUUCGUUAUCUGCGCGUCAGAAUUUCGCUCCUAAUUUGAAUCGUCAUUUCUCGAUUUUUCGUGAACUAUGGUUGAAUCGGAAGCUACAACUGCUGCACCUCCCGCAGCUACGCCUAAGAAGGCUAAAUCUGCGAAACCUAAAAAGCCUAAAACAGCUCCAUCGCAUCCAAAAGUAUCUGAUAUGGUAAAUACUGCUAUUUCGACUUUGAAAGAGCGAGGGGGAUCAUCGCUUCAAGCUAUAAAGAAAUACGUUGGAGCUCAUUACAAAGUGGAUGUUGAAAAAUUAUCUCCUUUCAUCAAAAAAUAUUUGAAAAAUGCCGUUGCGUCUGGAAAACUCGUUCAAACCAAAGGUAAAGGAGCAUCAGGAUCUUUUAGAAUGACAACUGGUGGAGUCAAGGAAAAAUCUACUAAACCCAAAACAUCAAAAGUGGUGACCAAAGCAAAAACGGUCAAACCUGCUGCCAAGAAAGUAACAAAACCCAAAACUCCUAAGAAAUCUGCAGUAAAGAAAGCACCAAAGCCUAAGUUGGCCAAAUCUCCAAAGAAAUCCAAGACCCUGAAACCCAAAGCUCCAAAACCCAAGAAAGCCAAGGCAGUGAAGAGAGCAGCCCCCAAAAAAUCCAAAUGAUAAACUGUAUGUAUCAUCACUUUCAUUCUACAUCUUCAUUGUUUUCAUCUCAUCUUGAGCAUCCCAUUGUUUCAUCUUGAGCAUCCUCAUCACUUCAGUAAUCAUUGCCAUCGUCAUUUAAUUGCCAUUGACUGUCAUUAUCAUCAUUCUGUUCAUCAUGUCAUUGACUGUCAUCAUUCUCCCAUACAUCAUUGACCGUCUUCAUCGUUUUAUCUGAUCAUCAUCAUCGAUUGUCAUUAUCAUUUGUCUAGUGAACGUUGACUGAUUUGAAAUUUUCGGAACUCUUUAUAAAAUUGAAUUUAUUUUAUUACUAUUUCAUGUGAGUAUCGAAUUUAAUUAUCUAAUAAUAUAUUUAAUUAUUUUAUUUCUAAAUUUAAAUGCUUAUAGUUUAAAAAAAAAUCUCGUAAGCAUUAUAUCGUAAAAUUGAUUGUUGAAAAGUAUUAAUUAGUACUAAUAUUAUUCUUUAAAAAUAUGUGAACGCCCGGUAAUAUCUGUAUUUCAUGAUAGUUAUAUUUGCGCUGAUCUUAACUUGAAUACAGAAAUGUAUAUUAUCUAGCUUAGUAGUUUUUAAUGGUUUUAGAUUGUGAACAUUCUGAUUGUAAAUAAUGUUCAAAAUGUUUAAAUUGAGUGUAUGUUUUAGUAUUGCAUUUAGAAACUGCUUUACUUUCUUUUUUUGUCUUCAAUUAUAAAAUUUGUUAAUGUUACCACUAUAAAUUUGUUUGUAGUGCAAAUUAUCAAUUGUUUAUUUAUUUAAAAGUUACAUAACAUCAUCAUUUAAGAAUCAUUGUUGUAUAUAUUCAAAUUUUUGUAAUAAAAUAAUAUAAAGUCA
Molecule: messenger RNA, 1485 nt
Organism: Parasteatoda tepidariorum (common house spider)
Lineage: Eukaryota; Metazoa; Arthropoda; Arachnida; Araneae; Theridiidae
Product: histone H1
Biological process (GO): nucleosome assembly; negative regulation of DNA recombination; chromosome condensation
Cellular component (GO): nucleus; nucleosome
Molecular function (GO): nucleosomal DNA binding; double-stranded DNA binding; structural constituent of chromatin
Source: RefSeq, a predicted model, not a curated record